Messenger RNA from Plenodomus lingam JN3, 726 nucleotides. The record is from RefSeq and is a predicted model, not a curated record. Lineage: Eukaryota; Fungi; Ascomycota; Dothideomycetes; Pleosporales; Leptosphaeriaceae.
AUGACCACGCUCGAACAAGAGGCUGAAUCUCUCGUGCACUCGAGUGACCCAAAUCAUCCUGCUAAUCACAUCUGCACGCUUUGCGCCAAGUUCUACACCUUAGGCUGGGUACGCUUCACGAAGAAGGGUGGCAGUGCUGGAACAGGAGGAGGGACAAGCAUUCGCCAUGAAGACAAAAUCUACAUUGCGCCCAGCGGAGUCCAGAAGGAGCUCAUGAAGCCAACCGACAUGUUCGUAAUGGACUUCAACACCAAAGAAUACCUUCGAAAACCCCAGGUCCUCAAACCCUCAGCCUGCACCCCUCUUUUCCUCGCCGCCUUUGAACGCGGCGCGGGCUGCUGCAUCCACACCCACUCCCAAUGGGCCGUCCUCGUCACCCUCCUUGUAGAACGCGACUUUGGACUCGAGGCCUGCUUUGAGAUUGAAGAAAUCGAGCAGAUUAAAGGGAUACCAAAAUUCCGCGGUGGGCGCGAGAACCUGGGCUACUAUGAUCGACUCCAGAUACCCAUUAUUGAGAACACGGCGCACGAGGAGGAUUUGCGGGAGAGCUUGGAGGCGGCCAUGGAGAAGUAUCCAAAUUCAUACGCUAUAUUGGUUAGGAGACAUGGCAUAUAUGUAUGGGGCGACAACGUACACAAGGCAAAGACACAGUGCGAGAGCAUAGACUACAUCCUCCAACUCGCUGUCGAGAUGAAGAAACUAGGCCUACCGUGGACAAAAUCAUGA